Molecule: messenger RNA, 1796 nt
Organism: Fundulus heteroclitus (mummichog)
Lineage: Eukaryota; Metazoa; Chordata; Actinopteri; Cyprinodontiformes; Fundulidae
Exons: 3
Coding region: 106-783 (225 amino acids)
Source: RefSeq, a predicted model, not a curated record
GUACUGCCGAGUGAGCGAAUGUUUGGCUCAAAUCUGAGCCCUUAACUGCUCAGUAAUCAGGAACUGUUCCAGGAACACCUGGACGGAGACAGGCUAGCAGCAGAGAUGUGGACACCGCAGGGCGACCAGCAGCCUGCUGCGGUGGGAGAGAUUUCCGGAGCAGCGAUCAAACAGGAGCAGCCUUGUGUGGAAGAAAACGCGCAGCCUCCCGAAACCAUAGAGGUUGUUUUCAAACCCGUAGUCCUGCUGCCUGGAUUAGAUGUUCAGAUGCUGUUGAUUAAAGAUGAUGUUCCAAAAGGUCAGAGUGCCGCUGUUGACCCUCACGGCCCAAAGCCCUUUCACAUUAAGGAGGAACAGGAGGAAGUCUGCACCAGUCUGCAGGUACAGCAACUCAGCGGGAAGGACAUCAACUCCGUCAGGUUUCCGGUCCUUCAAACAGCCAUAAAGAGCGAGGAUGAUGAAAAGUCCCCCGUGUUCAAAAACGUAAACAGAUGUUUCCCAGAAGAACCUGUGCUAAUGGUGGAGAAACAGCCUAACAUUACAGGAAAACUGCCAAUUUCUCGAGUGGCACCUGUUCGGACAACAAAGACACGGAAACAGAAGAAGACUGAUGAAGAAAAGGGAGCUAAAAAAAGAGAAUUAUACAGAGCCCGAAAUAAAACGAGGAUAAACAUCGGUGCAGCUUUUCAGAGGUGGAGGGAGCUAAGCAUCCUGAAAGGAUUCAAAAACAACACAGAGUUGGCCACAUAUCUGCUUGACAAAUAUUCAGAUGGUGUUCAUUAGGAUGAUCUUCCAAAAGAUCAGAGUGCUGGUGAUGACCCUUACAACCCAAGGCUCUUCAACAUUAAAGGGGACAUAUCAUGCAAAUUCCACUGAUUUAGCCCUUGUUGUGUACUUGGAGUCUCUUGGAGUGCAGAAAAGUUGAAUCUACUCUGUCCAGGAGCUGCGUAGAUAUCUUGAUAUUCUUUUUGGGUCAUAUCUUUCCAAGCCAUUCAAUUGUCUCUGUUUUUUUAACUAUUAUCACAGUAUUUGUUAUGGAACUACUAAACAGUGUCAUGGACUUCCAGCUUACCAGUCUUGCGUGUCCACCAUUUAUUUAUUUGGAAUCGUGAGCAUUGAUUGAUUGCGUCGUGAUGCAUCUCAAUAGUCAAGGACAAAAAUGUAAAAAAAACAAGUUGUGUAGGUCCUCUAGGCGGGUUCUUCUUUGUUGAAACAUUUUGGCUCUUCUUCAAGCAACUUCUCCAGUCUGAGGAGUUGCCGAUAAACUCAGCCUUUUAAGCAGUACCUUUGCAUAGUGGCUAAACAAGUGAACUGUGGCAAUCAAAACUUGUUGCUCACAUGCAAAGGAGGAUCAUCAAGCUACUAACUGAUCGAUAGUUUUCUGGUGGCCACUUAUUGUUCCCAGCUGUAUGAGUAUAGCUCACAAUAAUAGCCCCCUCCUACAAUAUUGUUUUUACAAGUAUCUCUCAACCACUGGCCACUGUAAGUUAUAGUGGAAUGCAAUGCUCUAGGCAGCCUAAAGGCCAAAACACACCAAACCCUCUGAGCCGUCCAAUGCGACGGAAAAUCGCGUUGUAAAGAUUGGAUCUGGUCGAAGUGAAUGGGGCCGGGCAGACCGGCUUGUGGUUUCUGCAGCUGUACUGUGUAGCUUCGACCAAAGUAGACCUCUGCUCUAUCUUGGUCGGAGCUAUGCAGCAUUUUGACGGGAAAUCCACGAGCCGCGAGGUAAACGGAAAGCAAUUUCCGGCCAGGUUCGUCCCCAUAUAGGUCAGUUCUUGAAGACACAGUUCAAUAAA